CAGUUGAUAUACCCCAAUCCCACCCCCAGAAGAAGGGGGAGAACUCUGUCAUAUAGAGGUCUGCCUGGCUGAGCACUCCCAAUUCCUUCUGUUACACAGAUCAAAAAAAAAAAAAAAGAUUGUUUAUCUCAUCAUUCCCAGGGCACACUCCGCCUCCCAUGGGUACCCCCCCCCUCCUUGUGCUAGUUUUUCCAGCACCUCAAGGAUGCUUUGUGCAAGAAAGUGCAAGUUCCUCAUUCUGGCUGUUCCCAUUUGCAAGGCUCCUGGCUCCUCCCGCAUCCCCACCCCACCCCCCAACCCCCAAAAAGAGAGAGAGUGAGUGAGCUGGAGCAAAUGGCCCUGGCACUUCCCCCACGCCUGACCUGUGCUUUCUGGGAGGAGAACGGUGGUGGUGUUGGGAGCAGGCUGCUCUGACUCUGAGCCCAGGCUUCGCGUGCAGACUGCCCCUAGCCUCCAAACCCCAGCCUCCCCGCCACCUAGGAGCAGAAGCCUGCAGCCAGCGCUUCCAUUCAGCCCCAUUUGGUAUGCAGGAGCACAGCUGUGGAGUGUGGGGAGGUGGCUUGCUUAAGGAGGUUCAGCCGCUCCGGAGACGCCUCUUGACUAGUCUCCCAAGUUCCAAGGCAGCCCGGAUGGAAACUGCAGGUGUGGAGGUGGCCCUGGGCGGCCAGGGCUGCGGGGGGCUGUGGGUUUUGUGAAGAGUGCUCCGUGCUCCAGUGCACCAGCCCUGGUCCCCCCCCACUCCCCCGUGUGGAAUUUGGAAAGGGUCAUGAAUCAAACUGAUGCUCCGAGACCCCUGAACUGGACCAUCCGGAAGCUGUGCCACGCAGCCUUUCUCCCAUCUGUCAGACUUCUGAAGGCUCAGAAAUCCUGGAUAGAAAGAGCAUUUUAUAAAAGAGAAUGUGUUCACAUCAUACCCAGCACCAAAGACCCCCAUAGGUGUUGCUGUGGACGUCUGAUUGGCCAGCAUGUGGGCCUCACUCCCAGCAUCUCCGUCCUCCAGAAUGAGAAGAAUGAGAGCCGCCUCUCCCGAAAUGACAUCCAGUCUGAGAAGUGGUCCAUCAGCAAGCACACUCAGCUUAGCCCAACUGAUGCUUUUGGGACCAUUGAGUUCCAGGGAGGUGGCCACUCCAACAAAGCCAUGUAUGUGCGAGUAUCUUUUGACACGAAACCUGAUCUCCUUCUACACCUGAUGACCAAGGAAUGGCAAUUGGAACUUCCCAAGCUUCUCAUCUCUGUCCAUGGGGGCCUACAGAACUUUGAACUCCAGCCCAAACUCAAGCAAGUCUUUGGAAAAGGACUCAUCAAGGCAGCCAUGACAACUGGAGCAUGGAUAUUCACUGGAGGAGUGAACACAGGUGUCAUUCGCCAUGUUGGAGAUGCCUUGAAGGACCAUGCAUCUAAGUCUCGUGGGAAGAUCUGUACCAUAGGCAUUGCCCCUUGGGGAAUUGUGGAAAACCAAGAGGACCUGAUUGGAAGAGAUGUUGUCCGGCCGUACCAGACCAUGUCUAAUCCCAUGAGCAAGCUCACCGUUCUCAACAGCAUGCACUCUCACUUCAUCCUGGCUGACAACGGGACCACUGGGAAGUACGGGGCAGAGGUCAAGCUCCGGAGACAACUGGAGAAGCACAUCUCCCUCCAGAAGAUAAACACAAGAUGCCUGCCGUUUUUCUCUCUUGACUCCCGCUUGUUUUAUUCAUUUUGGGGUAGUUGCCAAUUAGACCCAAUUGGAUAUAAUGUUGCCAAUCCCGAGAUUCCAAAAGUUAAAGAGUGUGGAAUCGGGCAGGGUGUCCCAGUGGUGGCUCUCAUCGUGGAAGGCGGACCCAAUGUCAUCUCUAUCGUCUUGGAAUACCUUCGUGACACCCCUCCCGUGCCAGUCGUCAUCUGUGAUGGAAGUGGACGGGCAUCUGACAUCUUGGCAUUUGGGCACAAAUACUCAGAAGAAGGCGGGCUUAUAAAUGAAUCCUUGAGGGACCAGCUUCUGGUGACCAUUCAGAAGACUUUCACUUACACUCGAACCCAGGCUCAGCACUUGUUCAUCAUCCUCAUGGAGUGCAUGAAGAAGAAGGAAUUGAUUACGGUAUUUCGGAUGGGAUCAGAAGGACACCAGGACAUCGAUCUAGCUAUCCUGACAGCUUUGCUCAAAGGAGCCAACGCCUCAGCCCCAGACCAGCUGAGCUUAGCUUUGGCCUGGAACAGAGUGGACAUCGCUCGCAGCCAGAUCUUUAUUUAUGGGCAACAAUGGCCGGUAGGUUCUCUGGAACAAGCCAUGCUGGAUGCCCUAGUUCUGGACCGAGUGGAUUUUGUGAAAUUACUCAUAGAGAAUGGAGUAAGCAUGCACCGUUUUCUCACCAUCUCCAGACUAGAGGAAUUGUACAAUACGAGACAUGGGCCCUCAAACACACUGUACCACUUGGUCAGGGAUGUCAAAAAGCGAGAAUAUCCAGGUUUCGGUUGGAUCUAUUUUAAGGGGAACCUGCCCCCUGACUACCGAAUCAGCCUAAUUGAUAUCGGCCUGGUGAUCGAGUACCUGAUGGGCGGGGCCUACCGCUGCAACUACACGCGCAAGCGCUUCCGCACACUCUACCACAACCUCUUUGGCCCCAAGAGGCCCAAAGCUUUGAAACUGCUAGGAAUGGAGGAUGAUGUUCCUUUGAGGAGGGGAAGGAAGACAACCAAGAAACGUGAAGAAGAGGUGGACAUUGACUUGGAUGAUCCUGAGAUCAACCACUUCCCCUUCCCAUUCCACGAGCUGAUGGUGUGGGCCGUCUUGAUGAAGCGGCAGAAGAUGGCGCUGUUCUUCUGGCAGCAUGGCGAGGAGGCUAUGGCCAAGGCCCUGGUGGCUUGCAAGCUCUGCAAAGCCAUGGCACAUGAGGCCUCAGAGAAUGACAUGGUGGAUGACAUCUCCCAGGAGCUGAACCACAACUCCAGAGACUUUGGCCAGCUGGCUGUGGAGCUCCUGGACCAAUCCUACAAGCAGGACGAACAGCUGGCCAUGAAGCUGCUGACCUAUGAGCUGAAGAACUGGAGCAAUGCCACAUGCCUGCAGCUGGCAGUGGCGGCCAAGCACCGCGACUUCAUCGCACACACCUGCAGCCAGAUGCUGCUGACCGACAUGUGGAUGGGCCGCUUGCGCAUGCGCAAGAAUUCAGGCCUCAAGGUAAUUCUGGGAAUUCUACUUCCUCCUUCAAUUCUCAGCUUGGAGUUCAAGAACAAAGACGACAUGCCCUACAUGUCUCAGGCCCAGGAAAUCCAUCUCCAAGAGAAGGAGCCAGAAGAACCCGAGAAGCCCUCCAAAGAGAAAGACGAAGAGGACAUGGAACUGACAGCAAUGCUGGGCCGGAACAGUGGGGAGUCUUCCAGAAAGAAGGAUGAAGAGGAAGUUCAGAGCAGGCACCGGCUCAUCCCCCUGGGCAGAAAAAUCUACGAAUUCUACAAUGCACCUAUUGUGAAGUUCUGGUUCUACACACUGGCGUACAUCGGGUACCUGAUGCUCUUCAACUAUAUUGUGCUGGUGAAGAUGGAGCGCUGGCCCUCCACCCAGGAAUGGAUCGUCAUCUCCUACGUCUUCACCCUGGGCAUAGAGAAGAUGAGAGAGAUUCUGAUGUCAGAGCCAGGGAAACUGCUGCAGAAAGUGAAGGUGUGGCUCCAAGAGUACUGGAAUGUCACAGACCUCAUAGCCAUCCUGCUAUUCUCCGUGGGAAUGAUCCUCCGUCUCCAAGACCAGCCCUUUAGGAGUGACGGGAGGGUCAUCUACUGUGUGAACAUCAUCUACUGGUACAUCCGUCUCUUGGACAUCUUCGGCGUGAACAAGUAUCUGGGCCCAUACGUGAUGAUGAUUGGGAAAAUGAUGAUAGACAUGAUGUACUUCGUUAUCAUUAUGCUGGUGGUGCUGAUGAGUUUCGGAGUCGCCAGGCAGGCCAUUCUUUUUCCCAACGAAGAACCAUCAUGGAAAUUGGCCAAGAACAUCUUCUAUAUGCCCUACUGGAUGAUUUAUGGGGAAGUGUUUGCAGACCAGAUAGACCCUCCCUGUGGACAGAAUGAGACUCGAGAGGAUGGCAAAAUAAUCCAGCUGCCCCCCUGCAAGACUGGGGCCUGGAUCGUGCCUGCCAUAAUGGCCUGCUACCUGCUGGUGGCCAACAUCUUGCUGGUGAACCUCCUCAUUGCUGUCUUUAACAACACAUUUUUUGAGGUGAAGUCAAUAUCCAACCAGGUGUGGAAGUUCCAGAGGUACCAGCUCAUCAUGACUUUCCAUGAGAGGCCGGUACUCCCACCACCUCUCAUCAUCUUCAGUCACAUGACCAUGAUAUUUCAACACCUGUGCUGCCGAUGGAGGAAGCAUGAGAGUGACCCAGAUGAAAGGGACUAUGGCCUGAAACUCUUCAUAACCGAUGAAGAACUCAAGAAAGUGCAUGAUUUUGAAGAGCAGUGCAUAGAGGAGUAUUUCAGGGAAAAGGAUGAUCGAUUCAACUCAUCCAAUGAUGAGAGGAUCCGGGUAACUUCAGAAAGGGUGGAGAACAUGUCGAUGCGGCUGGAGGAGGUGAACGAGCGGGAGCACUGCAUGAAGGCAUCGCUGCAGACAGUGGACCUGCGGCUGGCACAGCUGGAGGAACUGGCGGGGCGCAUGGCAGCCGCCCUGGAGCGCCUGGCCGGGCUGGAGCGGGCAGAGUCAGGGCGUCCCCGCUCUCGGACCUCGUCGGACUGCACUGACGCCGCCUCGCUGGUGCGCCAGGGCAGCUUCCACAGCCAGGAGGGCAGCGCCUUCAAGCUCCAGGACAGCCUGGACCCGGCAGGUGAGGACUCCAUGUCCCCCACCUCUCCCACCCUGGCGCCCCGUGUGCGCAGUCACUCGUUCUAUGCAAUGGGUGUCCGAGACAGAGGUGGUGUAGACAAGCUGGAGAGUGUGUUGAAAGAAAGGUCCCUGAGCCUCCACCGGGCCACCAGUUCCCAUUCGGUAGCCAAGGAGCCCUUGCCAGCUCCUGGGGCCCCUGCCAGCACCCUGGUCGUGGCUCCCGACUCCAGGAGGCCAUCCUCCUGCAUCGACAUCUAUGUCUCAGCCAUGGACGCGCUGCAGGGGGACUUGGACCCCCUGGACAGUUCCCUCAACAUCCUGGGGCUGGGCGAGCCUGGCUUCUCUACCGCCCCUUCGAGCGGUGCCUAUGUCUCCCUGGCCCCCACCGACAGGGCCACCAGUCGUGGCCUUGACCUCGAGGACAUCACCUCCCUGGACACCAGGUCUCUCUCGUCAGAUUAUGCUCACCUCCCUGAGGGCCCAAACCCCUGGGACGCUGAGCCCCCCACCUACCAUGCCAUUGAGCGUUCCAAGAGCAGCCGCUACCUACCCGCCUCCACCUUCCUGCUGGACGAGGCUGCCCCCAUGGCCAAGUCCCAGAGCUUCAUGUUCUCCCCGUCCAGGAGCUACUACGCCAGUUUCGGGGUGCCUAUGAAGACUGCUGAGUACACCAGCAUCACCGACUGCAUUGACACACGCUGUGUAGGUGCCCCCCAGGCCAUGGCGGACAGAGCUGUCUUCCCCGGGGGGCUCCUGGGCAAAGGUGAUGACCCCAGCUGCUGUCACCCCGAGAGGGAAGCUGAACUGAGCCACCACCCUGGCUCUGACAGUGAGGACAAUGAGGCCAGAGGCCGGAGAGGCACUGUCAUUGUGGAGGUCCCUUGCCAGAGUAGUGACAGCUCAGACAGAGGCCUGUCCAACAACAUCCCAGUGCCCCAGAUCGAGCGUGCCAACAGCUACUCGGCCGAGGAGCCCAGUGCCCCGACAGCCCACACCAGGAAGAGCUUCUCCAUCAGCGACAGGCUCGACGGGCAACGGAACACCUCCAGCCUGCGAAACCCCUUCCAGAGAAGUAAGUCCCCCAAGCCAGAGGGCCGAGGGGACAGCCUGUCCAUGAGGAGACUGUCCAGAAUGUCCGCCUUCCACAGCUUCGAGAGCCAACACAACUAGAUCUUCUCAUCAGCCUUUCAGGAGGCGCCCGCAUCUAGCCCUCAUUGAGGGGGUCCCUGAACUUCCCACCCCACCCCUCUUCCCCACCACCCCCUGCCCUUUCUUCCACACAGACCUGCUUCAUUCUUAGCCAAGCAAAGCUAGCAAAUGCCUUGGGAAGUGUUCGCGCAAAGGGAGUUUUAGGGCACAGAUCAAUAGAGCAUUUGAUCUGACCUAAUGCCAAGCACAGGGUGGGUGGGUUAAGUCCUGUUCACACUGAUGGGCAGGGAGGAGAAGAGGGAGAAGAAGGGUAAGAGUCAUCCGAGUGUGUGUAGCUUGUCAUGACAGAAAGCCAUGAUCUGGGAAUAGAGAGGCAUCGAGCCCUUUCCUGCUAGGUGGCGUCUUUCACUGUCUGAUCUUAAGAGGCUGAGUUAAAGUUGAAAGAUAAAGUAGAAUAAGAUAGCCAGUGUGCACAUGAGAUAUCCUAAACUUCCAUUCUGUUUUCUUUUCGCAUUGGCUCCAUCACUGGUGACUGAUGAAGAGCAUCCUUUUUAUUCAGUAUAAGCCGGCAGCAAGCAGUUCUACCUAACGUCCCACAUCCUUCUCAUGCCAACACUUCUGUAAUUGAUCCUUAUAAAGAGAAAACAAGGUAACAGUCCUAGUUGACCUGUCUCUUUUCUAUUCACUUCUGGUGCCACAACUGUUCAUCAUUUUUGAAGAAAAUUAAGAGAAACAAAAUGACUUUUUUUUUUUGUAUUGCAAUCAAAAAGGAAAGUUGAAUCAAUGUGUUUUAAAAAAAUGUCAAGCAGGUUUAUUACAUUAACAGUGAGCAUUCAAAUCUGGUCGAGCAAGCUCAAGAUGAGUGUAAUGAAAUGUUUUGUACUUUUAAUGUAUCUUUUAUCUGACCUGCCCUCAAGCCACUCGCUGAGUACGUAAUAAUGGACUAAAAAAUAGACUAUGGGCAGAAACCACUUCUAAUUGCCACAUGGGGUAUGGUGACAGCCUCACCAGUCAUGUUGUGUGUUGUGCUGCUAUGUGAUCUCCAUUGUUUGCAUGCCUCCAACAUGUCCUCUGAGCAUCUCCAAGAUAUCACUGCCAGUUUUUCAUAGCACUCAACACAUGGCCCUUUUGUACCGUAACAACCUCGUAACAUGUGACUAUUUUCAUACCUAGAGGUUGGUUUUUGGUUUUUUUUUUUUUUCUUUUCAUUUAAUCUGGGCUCACCAUAAAUGUAACUGGAAUUUUUCAAGGGCUGGUCUCUUUUCUAUGGAAAUGUUCCAAAGCACUUUUUAAAGGGUUGCAAGCCCAUCGACACUAACCUUAGAAUUGACUGGGAGUUUGAUAUCAGUUCAGAGCCAUCAGUUGCAAGAAGACCAUGAAUAUUUUUCUUACUCAGAGCUAUAAAAAAGAUGAGAUAAAAGUAGAUAAAAAUAGAAAGUAAAUAAAUCACAACAAGAGUUCAUAGUAUCUGCUGCUUCUAUACAUACAUAUGUAUUUACACAGUGAGACAUGUUUAUAUAUAGUAUAUAAACAGACAUACAGACUUUUCUUAAGCAGCUUGGACUUUUCUAUCACCUUGAAAUAAAACCAGGAUUUUUUUUUUUUAAUAACCAAGGAGUUGACUGGAAAGAGUUAUAUAUUAUUUAGCACGUCAAAACUGAUUUUUUUAAAACUCUGUACUUUAGGGGUUAGCUUUCCCUUGUACCAAACUAGAGUUACCAACAUGACUCUCCACCUGCCUUCUGCCUCCCCCCAACCCCUUAUUUUUUUCUUUUUGUCUGAAAGCACCUGCUGUCAUGGCAUCUCAUUUGCUCUGGUUUCUCCUCAGCAAAUGAUUGUAGCACAUACAACCUGGGUAGACAUGCAAUAGUAACCAGACAGUGUUAGAUUCUAGACUAUAAGUAUAUGCUUCUACAUCCAGAACCUGAAUUUGAAGACUCUGGAGAAAGAAGUCUUUUUUAAUAGGAUUUUUUUUAACUUUAUGUGUUUUAUCUGAUAGAACAGAAAUAAAUUGAGAUGGGGGAGGUAGAAUGUGGCAAGACAGAGAGAUGCCUGCAGAUCCUGCUUCAAGUCCCCGGCUCCCCACCUGAGGGGGGGGUCACUUCACAAGUGGGGUAGCAGGUCUGCAGGUGUUUAUCUUUCUCUCCCCCUCUUUCUCUCCCCCUUCUCUCUCAAUUUCUCUCUGUCCUAUCCAACAACAACAACAACACAAUGAAAGACAUCUUUAAAAAAAAAGUAUGUAAUGUUCCAGUCCCCGAAUCCUAUAUGGUUCUUCUAUUUAGUUAUAGCUAUGAAUGCCAAAAUUUCUCAGUAUGUGCAAUCAAGAAAUUUAUGUGGACAAAGUAUCUAGCCAUUACCUAUUAAAAUAUCUUUCUUUUUGGGGAGAUAGCAUAAUGCUUAUGCAAAAAGAAAGAAAGAAAGAAAGAAAGAAAGAAAGAAAGAAAGAAAGAGAAAAAACAAUUUUCAUGCCAGAGGCACCAGAGAUCCCAAAUUCCUAGCACCAUCAUAAGCAAGAGCUGAGCAGUGCUUUGGGGGGUGGGGGGGAGAGAGAGAAGAAGAAAAGAAAAGAGAAUAGAAUAAAAAGAAAAGGAAAGAUUAAAUUGGAAAAAAAGAAUCCUCUGAACAAGCUUUAAUGGUAUACCAAUAGUGAUGAGGUUACAUUUAGAAAAAAAAAUAAAUAAAAAUCCCUUUUUGCUGCUUGGCAUUUAGGUGAAUCAAAAAUAAGCAAUUGGUCUCUUUUAUAUAAUUAUUCACAAGACAUACUUUUUACUGAACCUCUGGCAAACAUGGAUUGGAUCAAAGAAUCAGUUACCCUUGAACUUCCUUGACUCAUCAUUCUCUAUAAGGAUCUGAUGGAAACUCUAAGUCCUUUCCCAACAACAAAAAAAUUUACACAUUCUAAGUUGCAAUAUAAUUUUAAAGGCUUCAUGUAUGCCUGGUCCCCUGUUGACCAAUUAGGAAAAGAAACCAUGUUUGUUCACAAUCAGUACAGUUGUCAUAGGCACUUUACAUCUUGAGACCAUUUCUCUGUGAUUCUCAAGAAGGCCCUGUCUCUGCCCCAGUUUAAACCCAAGAUGUUAUUAUUGUUUGCUCCUUAGAUGAGAUUAUGUUAGUUUGAUAUACCUAUGUCUUAACAUUUGACAUUUUUUAAGUAUGAGCACACUUUCCAAGAGGGAGGGCUCUCUGAGAGUCUAUAGAAGCACCCAAGGAAGAGGAGUAGCCAUAAUUUUUUGACCACAGAAAAGCACAUCACACCACCUCCAGAGGCUCAUUGUGGACCAGAAUGAAAGUAGAAAAAGAAGUAAAGAGCAUGUGUAGUUCUAUUCAUCAUGAUUUCUGAAGAGAGCAGAACAGAACCUGAGACAUACAGCAUUUAAUUGUCCUGAGCUUGUGACUGCCUGGUUCUUUGUCCUGCAUGAAAGUGAAACUGAAACAUCUUGUAACAUGUGUGCAAUAUCCAUGCCAAAUUGAGAUGACUUCAAACACAAACCCCGCCCCUUUUGUGAGUCGCUUUUCGCUUCCUGUGCACGUACAUGUGUGUUCUGUUUCAAUCCAUUCCUUUCAAUUGUGGGCUCUCUGCGCACCCAUGAGGUGUUGAUUUUGUGGCCUUGUACAGUCAGUUUGUGGUCAGCUUAUUCAUCCCACCAUGUCCCUGAUCAAGGGAACAUUAAUUUCCUAUCUCAAUGGAUUAAGCAGCUCAAGAGCAGGAAAUUAUUGAGGAACAUAAAUAAAGUUAUAGAGAGCUCAAGGAAGUAAUAACUGGUUUUAUCAUCUGCUUCUAAGGUGCCAAUUUGUAUGCAUUAUUGUGUGCAAUGAUUUGUUCUAAAUUGCUUGUUCCCAUUGGAAAGAAUAAGAAAUUGAAGGAUGUUUUAUCAUGGAGAUUUCCUGAUUAACCUCUUACUUUAUACUUAUCACUAGACACUCCUUCCUUGAUGGAUUUGAGUGAGGAGGGAGAAAGCUUCAGAACAAGUGUCAUGGCUAGUGUGUAUAUCCCUCUAAGACAAAAGACAUACUCACGGUCAGAAGGCAGCACAUUAUAGAACUGGAUUUUCUUUUUCAAUCUAAGCUUCUAGAUCUAGGAUAUUACUUAGCACUUUGGAAACCUCUCCCACCCCUUUAAAAAUGUGUGUGUGUGUGUGCGUGUGCGUGUGCGUGUGCGUGUGUGCGUGUGUGUGUGUGUGUAAGAAUAAUCAGAUGGGGAAAAUGUACUUGUAAAAAACACAAAUUGUGUUUCUUUUGAAUGUCUCAAAUGUAUUCUAAAAGAUGGUUUCUAUAGAUAACAUUGUGGUAGGUAACUGGAUAGUACAUUUAUUCUACUUUCUGAGGCUGUACAGUCUAAUCUGGAAUGCUUGGGCUGCUUAACUUCCUUAAUGAUAAUAAAUAUUAUCCAGUCAUCCAUCAUAGUAUAUCUAUAGGCUAUACCAUUCAGUAUGUUGGGCAAUGCUGUAUUAUAGAACACAUGUAAACAUAUAUGUAACUUAUGUUUAACCCAGCAUAGCUGUAGCAUGUGGUUGUAUUAAUGAACGUUACAGGCCAGCUUUAUAAUCACUAACAAAUCUGUAACAUUCAAUAAAAAAGCACAUGUUGCAAGGAUUGAUGAUGUUCCUAAUCUUGUAAAAUGGGAAUUUUGUUCCAGAUCUGCUUUUUUGUUUCUCACAUUCCUCUAGACCACUGUAAGCUAUUUGUGUAUGUAAGCUGAUACAUAUCCUCUCCUCAGCCCUGAGAACUAUGAUAGGCAAGUUGUGGUUUUGAGAAAGAAAACCUGGUGUGUUAAUGCAAAGAGACUAAUGACAAAUGAACUUUAAAUAUAUAUAUAUUUUAAACUCCAGUUGAGGUAGCUGUUUGUUUACAUCUGCUGACCCAAUGCAAAAGCAGUGUACAGUAUUUUAUAUUUAUUUAGUAAUACUGAUAAGUUUGCUCCUAAAUCAAGUGAUUCUAGUGUGUAGGUGGUUCUCAAUAUUGCAUUAUAAACUCACUACUCUUUAACAGUAGCAAUGUGACUUAAAUGAAGAAAUCUCUUUUUGAAUUCAGAUUUAAUUCUGUGGCAACAAAAUGCAUGCAUGGCCUUAUGCAUUUAUUUUGAUUUUUUUUCUUUUUAAGGCACUUAACAUUUUACUAUUGCCUGCUGUAACACCUGAACCUAUUAGGAAGUCACUUGUUACACUGUCUGAAGAUUAUGUUAAAGUUUUAAUAAUUAAAAGCAAACACAACCAAGGUUUUUUUUUUUAAGUCUUUUUUAACAUUCUGAACAAAUCAGAUGAAACAAAGUAUUAACCACAGGGGAUACAGCUAUGGGACUCAGAGAUGACUAAGCCACCACCAGCUGGGUUUACCAAGGUCUAGGUGUUAGUGUAUCUGUGAUGUGUGAAAGACUUGUUUCUUAUUCUUCAGGGCCACUGGGUGCAAGUUGCUAAACCAUAGAUGGGGGUGGGGGGGAGAAUCCACUCAUGACUAUGCCCAUGUCCUCACAAAUCAUUAAGAACAAUAGGCCCAAGGACUCAUGUCACUUUCCCACCACCUUGUGGCUAUUCUCACCUUGUAAGGGUGGGCUGUGGGAAUGCAAGAGAUAGAUCAGGGGUAUCUAACAAGCUCUGGGUGGCUCUGAAGGAUAUUUCCUUUCAAGAAGCCAGCAUCCUUAGAAGCCCAUUUAGCAUCUGGGAAAAAAAAAACAAGUCCAUUUGUGAUCUUGUUGAUAACUACUCUUCCACUAAGGAGAGAAAACUUUGUCCUCAGACUGCAUGGACCUCAGCAUUCUUUGUUUUGUAAGUCAAACAUUUUAUUUCUCACAUGUGAGUCCACCAAAGGAGGGGUUGAAUCUAGUGUAAGGUAAACAGAUCUUUUUCUUUUCUUCUCUUCUUUACUCUUCUCUUCUCCUUUCAGUGUGUUUAAGAAAGUAGUGUGGCACCUUCCUACUGAUAAACUCCUUGCAAUGUUACUGCUAAUGAAGUCAAGAUAGAACAAUAUCUAUGUGUCAUAUAAGAGAAGAUUUGUUUUUUGUUUUCCAUAGCACUUCUCAGCUCAUACUUAUCAUGGUCCCGGGGAUUGAACCUAGGACAUUAGUACCUCCCGCACGAAAGCCUUUUUUGCAUAAUCAUUAUGCUAUCUCCUCAGCCCAAGAGAGCGUCUUGGUAGCCAAGUAAUCGAGAUGGCAAUAAGGGUAAGGUGAAUUUUCACUCCCCCAAAUCAAUUAGCCUAUCGGCUUCCUUACGCCUUAAGACAAUUGCUUAUUUGCACAAGGUCUAUGUGCUGCAAAGUGAAAAGGACAUGCAUGGCCAGAAGUCUAUAGGCUUUCUGAAGAGUGUCAAGACCAACCUUGGCCCAGGCCCCCCUUUCAAGCAGGCAGGCUGCUGAGGGCUGUGAGAUACAGAAGGGAAUUCAGCCUUAUGCUUGGAGAUGCAACUUGUGCGACUCUUCACCCCUUCAACUUCCUUUCUCUUAACCCAGCACAAGAUAGUCUCUUGCCAGACCACUAAACCCUGGCUCCCAUUACAUCAACAUCCUGUGAGCCCUGGGCACAGUUAAGCUGAAAAGGUGGUGACUUGGAAAAAGUCAAACCUUUAGACAGUGUCCUGGUCCUCAUCUUCCCUCUAAAUGAGGCCCCUGAUCCAUCCUCAUCCCAACACUACACUGUGCUCCUAACUUCACUGUUGUUUUUCUGGACCUCAUGCCAUUCUUUCUCUGAAUCUGGAAAGAGCCCCUCCCAUCUUCACUCCAGCUUUUCUCAUAUCAUCAAAACCAUCCAGCCACAUUUAGAAUUGGGGUGGGAUAGUGGGGGAUGGCAAACCCAAAGACAUAGAAGGACUCAGAACACAAAUGCAUCUGUUGGAGUAGUAAGACAACAGGAAGAAUGAGGGUGUUAGGACAUCAGAGGACGUGUAUCCUACUACAGAAAUACUCCCAUGCAAAACUGCAAACACUGUGCUAGCCAAACUACCUGUAUCCGCUGGCAACAUCCAGUCUUAAAGGCAAUAGUCUGGGGACUCUGGAUUUUGAGUCAACCAGAAUCUUAAUGCUUGAUUUUACGUUAGUGAAUGUAGACAAAAUGCACUGGGUACUGAGGUCGGGGUGGGUGGGGUGGGCGGGGAAGCACAUGCCCUCUGCAGGGUCCGUCCUGUUCUCCUGAAUGAUAUAUGCAUGUAUGUUUGCUCGCCGCAUUCUGGGUCCAAAUGCAGGCACUUUGUGAGGGAGAUUCAGAAGAAGAGUACCGUAGCAUGGUGUCAAGGCUUAUCUGCUUCCUGUCACUGCAACAGCCAACUCGAGUUUAUCCUGCAGCUCCUGCUGUACAUCACAAUGCUGCAGGACACCGUGUUCACAGCCAUUUCAUAACGUAGAAUUUAGACUCUCAUUUGUAUACAUUCUAACCACAGUUUAUAAAGGGGAGGCUAUUCAACUAUCAUUUUUAACUGAAUUCCUAUAAAAUAGGACAAUUUUGCAACUGGAUUUGUUAAAUAUAUAUACAUAUCUUCUUCUUUGUGUAUGGGUAGAAGGCAGUUUGCAUAUCUAUCAGCACUAUAAAUAUAUGUAAAUCCUCAGAGGAAUUGUUCUUUUUUCUUAAAGGCCUAUUAUUGGAUUCACGAUGCACUUUGAGCUUGUUUGUUUAGAUAUAUAAUUCGAAGCAGAAGCUGGCAGAUACCAUGGGAAAAACUUUCUGAAAUUUCUGUAACAAAUGUUUUGCAAUAAAAGAAAAAAAAAAAACCUCAGUAGUUCAAAACAUGA
This is a messenger RNA of Erinaceus europaeus (western European hedgehog), 13654 nucleotides long. It is a transcript of the gene TRPM3, whose product is annotated as transient receptor potential cation channel subfamily M member 3. Lineage: Eukaryota; Metazoa; Chordata; Mammalia; Eulipotyphla; Erinaceidae. Gene Ontology annotation, biological process: monoatomic cation transmembrane transport; protein tetramerization. The transcript has 28 exons. Bases 767 to 5959 code for a protein of 1730 amino acids. The record is from RefSeq and is a predicted model, not a curated record. Gene Ontology annotation, molecular function: monoatomic cation channel activity. Gene Ontology annotation, cellular component: membrane.